This is a messenger RNA of Colletotrichum scovillei, 1574 nucleotides long. Its product is annotated as histone deacetylase. The record is from RefSeq and is a predicted model, not a curated record. The transcript is spliced from 2 exons. NCBI's taxonomy places the organism in Eukaryota, Fungi, Ascomycota, Sordariomycetes, Glomerellales, Glomerellaceae. The coding region runs from base 442 to 1419 and encodes 325 amino acids.
UAUUAUGGCUGUCGGUCAGCAUUUAGAUCAGGGCCAAGAAGUGUUUGUCUUCUGCGCUCUUUCAGUAUGCGAGGAGCUCAGGAUCGCGCCAAUCGGCUUCCGCACUGAUGCUUAAUUGACGCAGAGCCCGUCGUCCUUUGCUGUAUUUGGGUUAUUCGUACCGACGGUUUCGUUCAUCGAUGGCACGCUCCCUCGGCCCUGCAUCCUUUCAACUAGCUGCCUGGAGAGGGGGAGGGGUGCCACUUUAUAUCGAUAUUGUUCCCGCUUCGUACUGGGAUUUACACCCCCGGAUCCUGAUAUAAGUCAGAUUUGAAAUGUAUAUAACAACCUUUGCACUUCUUUCCUUUGGAAGAUAGAGAGAGUGUCUGCUACCCACAGGAACGCGUCAAAUCAAGAACUCCAAGUCCGACCCUCAAGUUCCUCCCAUCGGGCAACACAACAAUGGUCUCGUCACGACAGCUCGCACUGCUAGCCGGAGCUCCGGCCGGCAUCCUCGCCCUCGCCGCGCCGCUCGUCCCCCGCGCCGUGGACUACAGCAAGUGGAAGCCCGGCGUCAGCUUCCAGAUCGUCCUCCACCACCCCAUCUUGGCCGGGAGCACGGCCGACAUCGUCCCCGCCAACGCCGACGUCUGGGAUAUCGACCUGCAGCACGCCGUCGACUAUCCUAACAUCAUUCCCACUCUCAAGUCGGCGGGAAAAAUCGUCAUGUGCUACUUCAACGGCGGCGCCCUCCAAGACUGGGACGAAGACCUCGACGCUUUCCCCUCCGCCGUCAUCGGCUCGCCCCUGAACCCGCCCUACACGGACGAGCGCUACCUCAACAUCAAAGACGCCCGCGUCGUGGCCCUCAUGAAGGCCCGCCUCGAGCGCGCCGCCUCCAUCGGCUGCGACGCCGUCGACCCGGACAACAUCGACGCCUGGGCCGAAGACGGCGACGACCCGACGGGGUUCAACCUCCAACCGUCCGAUUACGCGACGUACAUCUCCGCGCUGGCGGCCCACGCGCACACGCUCGACACCACGGCCGGUUCUGGGAGGAAGCUGCUGCUGGGGCAGAAGAAUGCGCCGACGAUUGCGCCGCAGCUUGCGUCCGUGGCGGACUUCGCGGUGCUCGAGACGUGUCUGGGGACGAGGACGUCGGACGAGGUUGAGCCGUUUUGCGCGGACUUCCAGCCGUACAUCGCGGCGGGUAAGCCCGUUUUCCAGAUCGAGUACCCGUUGAGCGUGCGGGACGACGACUCCAUCAGCCAGGUUGAUUACAAUUACUUUUGCGUCAACAAGAAUGGCAACGAGGGGUUCAGCGAGGUCCUGAAGCAUGCGAGCGAGCAGGUUGAUGGGUGGGGCCAGUUCUGCGGUCUGGGGCUUACGGGAGGUAGGUUUGAGACGCCCACUGUUGAUGAGGGGGAUGAUGAGGAGUAAAAGGGGGAGGUUUCAUGUGAGAGAUGUUCAUCGAGGGACACACCGAGUCGUGAUGACUAUGGACAUGACUUCAAUUCUUGUACUUAUAGCUUAUAUCCAGUAGAACAUGUACAUGCUGGUAACGAUAUUUCAUACAGAUCAAAGGACGAAAAGAU